UAAUAAACUGUGCAAGUUGUGGUCUGUUACAAACAUAAAUAGCUCCACUAACUCCACUGCAAUUUUACUUUACUACAACACAACUUUUAUCCACUACCAGAAAGAACAAUAAUGUUGAUUACAACAGUCAUAAUGCUCAAUAUUUGGGCUACAGCGGCAGAUGAUUUAUUAUCACCAAAUAUAAACAUAAUUGAACAGUUGGGAAAGAUUCAAAUCAUGGAAACAAGGAUGGAAUCCAUGGAGAAGGAAAUCGAGCGACUAAAGGCAAAAAAUCCAGAUUGUCGGUGCCAAAAAGACACAGGAGUUUAUGAACAUGACAUUAUGACCUCACAGCAAAAAGUAUAUGCUGCUGAAGACAAUGUUGAAGAGCUAAGAAGCAAGAAUGAAGAAAGGGUGAAAGUAGCCUUUUCAGCUUCACUAUUAUCUUCACAUAACAUCAAAUAUAUUGGCCCUUAUGCAGAAGAUACCAUGAUUGUAUAUGGAAAAAUAUUUACCAACAUUGGAAAUGCAUAUAACACCACAACAGGAAUAUUUUCUGCACCAGUGAAAGGCGUUUAUUUCUUUAACCUUGUGCUCUUCACUCAUGAUGCCUUAUCAGCUGGUGUGAAACUGCUAAAAAAUGAUGAUCAUGUGGUUGGAGUGACAGAUAACCCUCCUACAGAAGACAAAGAGGACACUGCAAGUAACUCUGUGAGUCUUCUUUUGGAAGAAGGGGACCAGAUAAGUGUAAAACUUAUCGCGCACCGUCGUAUCUACACAGAUGGGUUUAGGCGUAACACCUUCAGUGGACACCUACUAUUUACCAUGUAAUGUUGUAAAGCAAUGAUCUCAAAGUCAAUUCCUGGAGGGCUGCAGUUCUGAAUAGUUUAGCUCCAACCAUCUCCAACUCAAACCUGCUUAAUAGUCCAUAGUAGUCUUGAGUUGGAUCAGGGUUGGAGCAAAACUGUGCAGAGCUGCAGCCAAUGAAAGCAAAUGAAAAUACACAUUUGCUCACCUUCAAAAGAUUUUAAAGAACUGGAAAAUGGUAACCAUUGACAUCUAAAGUAUUUAUCUUUCCUAUAGAUGUCAAUGGUUACAGGUCGUCAGCUUUCUUAAAAAUAUCUUCUUUCGUGUUCAACAAAAUAAAAAAGCACUAGUGAAUA
This is a messenger RNA of Danio rerio (zebrafish), 1142 nucleotides long. NCBI's taxonomy places the organism in Eukaryota, Metazoa, Chordata, Actinopteri, Cypriniformes, Danionidae. The record is from RefSeq and is a predicted model, not a curated record.